AUGCGGAGACACGCAGAGCACCGCGCAAGCGGAACUCGAACCAUCAACGUGACUACACGUGACUUCGGGUCCGAGACCGGAACUUCGGGUCCGAGCUCGCCUCUGAGCCGCGUCGCGCACAAGGGAACCGGUGGAAACCAGGCCGGCCUUGCCUUGCGCAGUCUCGAACGUCCUCCGACGUGGGACGAGCUCAUUAAGGACCACGAGGAAUGGCGCUGUAUCUGCAGUGUCGACCAGUAUCUACAGGAGCCGGGCGAACACGAAGGCGAGCUCAGUACGAGGAACCCGGAGGAACGCCCUUACUUCGUGCGCGCGCACGAGUGCUGGUACCCGCACUCUGUCCGCAACAUCGACAUCGUCCGUCGCCUCUUGGAUCGCUGCCACGCCUACUUCCCACCGUUCCACAACCUCGCGGAGGCGAACCCCGUCUGGAUCGAAGGGUGGACAGGCCUGACGGUCUUCCUGGACGCGGGGCUCAAGGACCGCUUGGAGUUCUACGGGCUUCCACGCGAGCUCAGGGAGUGCGGAGAGGUCAACUGCCGCGAGUUGAAGAAGAUAUCGAGCGCCCCUACUCCCGAGGAGAUGCGAAACAAGGAGGAGAGGGAGCUCCUCGCAGCCCGCCUCCUCGACGUGCACGCCACACAGCUCGACGAGAAGGACAUGCGCUCCCGUUUUACGCUAGCGCCCUUCUUCGCACAGGAACGCCUUGCUAGCGGGUGCAGGGAGCCGACUCUCCCGCUAAGCGCGCGCAUCAAGCCCCCUCUCGCUGCUCGUCUCUCCUCGCCGGUGCCACGAACGGCGCCUCCUCAGCAACCUCUCGCCAAGCGCAUUGGUCCGCUCGUCGAGCAAGCUCCUCCCGCGGACGCGAUGGAGUGGGAAGCUGCGGAUGGCUCAGCUUGGUCGGGCUCGGGAGUGUCCGUCGCCGACCCCUCGCGCGACACUGAAGCAACUGCCGCCAAUCCGCCUGCUCAGCGCGGAAGGGGCAGGGAGGCCGCCCGGACCCGUGGGCAUAGAGCCUCCAGUACCUACGCUCCCUUGGGUCCGAGUGCUCGGCGUCGCAGCGCUUCCCCUCCGCGCGCUGGAUCCUCGGCGCGAGGCGCUCCCUCCGUCUCCUCUUCCUCCUCGGCGGCCUUCGCAGCACCGGCGCGUCCGAUUGAGCCCGGGAAGGACGGCCUGAUCGCGCUACCAAACCCGGCGGAUAGGCUCGUCAAAAUCGCCCGCUUCGAUUCUGCAGAAUGGAGGGCGGGUCUCCGUCAGCUCGAGUAUGAGCUUGAGGCCAUACGUGUCAAGACUUCGCCCGAGGCGUGCCUCCCAGAGAUCAGAAGGAAGUUUGAGUCACUCCACUGGUCGCCGACGCUCAUGCGAUACGGCUACGUCAAGGUCAAGAUGCACUGCGACCAAGUACGCCUCUGGGCGUGGGGGGCUGACAAGCGAGUCCAUUACUACAACCACGACGUCUUGUGCCGCCUUCUCGCGACGGGGCGCCCGAUGCGCUUCUGCCUGCCCGAGUCGAUGCUGCCCCGGAUCGCUCCCCCCGAGGCGCGCGGCGUGAAGAACACGGACCACGAGGUCCUGCCGCUCACCAUGACGCGCGAAAUGACCCUCAAGAAGCUGUCGAAGCUGUACAAGAGCGGCCUUGGAUCGCUGGCCAACCGAGCGCAUGCUGGAGCCUUCGCGGGUCUUGGCGGCGCCGCUUCCUUCGUCGUCCGCAGGUUCAUGUGGGACGAAGUCGCCGACCGCAUCGGCGCGGGCCCAAGUCGGGAGACUACCAUCAGCCACGGCGGCAAGCGGGGACAGGUUAGCGAUGGAACGACCGUUUACUAUGACUUCGGCGAUGACUGCGAACGCACCUUCAUCGAGGGCAAAGUUCUCUACCCCGCGGACAACGAGCGAAAUGCAGGUGUCCGACACUAUUUCCCUCCGUAUCAAAUCUACUUCGCGGAGACUCGUGAGACGCACGGCGAGUGGAGUGAGUGGGACGAGGACUACUGUCAGAAUAUCGCCGACGCCAUCGAGAACGGUACUGCCGAACCCAAGACCGAGGCGGAAUGGCGCAAGAUCCUCGGCCGCGAUCGCAUGCGCGCUCUCGAACACAAGCAGAUGGCCCACGUUUUCCUCAACAGGCUGACCGGCAAGGAGGCGCGCGUCUGGGCGAGGCACCUCGCGGAGAUCCACAGGCUUGAAGUGGGGGAAUACCGUCGCAUCAACACCUUGCUCGAUUCGCUCGAGCCUCGCUUCCUGCUCAAGGCGUAG
This is a messenger RNA of Schizophyllum commune H4-8, 2253 nucleotides long. RefSeq lists its product as uncharacterized. NCBI's taxonomy places the organism in Eukaryota, Fungi, Basidiomycota, Agaricomycetes, Agaricales, Schizophyllaceae. The record is from RefSeq and is a predicted model, not a curated record. Bases 1 to 2253 code for a protein of 750 amino acids. The transcript has 3 exons.